Molecule: messenger RNA, 1571 nt
Organism: Epinephelus lanceolatus (giant grouper)
Lineage: Eukaryota; Metazoa; Chordata; Actinopteri; Perciformes; Serranidae
Gene: adma
Product: adrenomedullin a
Biological process (GO): regulation of systemic arterial blood pressure; positive regulation of heart rate; adenylate cyclase-activating G protein-coupled receptor signaling pathway
Cellular component (GO): extracellular region
Molecular function (GO): hormone activity; adrenomedullin receptor binding
Source: RefSeq, a predicted model, not a curated record
UGCCUUACAGAACUAGUGGCAAUUUCAAGAAACCUGUGGAGUACUCUUUUACAGCUGACUCUACAACAAGAACUUUUUUUCAUCCAACUGAAUUACCAGAGAAUUACAGGAGUCAAAAUGCAAUUGAUCUUCCAGUCCUUCCUCUCCUGCUGUCUGUUGGCGACAGUAGCACACUGUGUGGAACUUGAAGUGAACCCGGAGUUGAGAAAAAGGCUAAGCAUAUGGCUAGGGAGCAGAAUGAGACGGGAUCUUGACAGUGUAUCAGUACAGAGGACAGCAGAGUCUGACAGCUUUGUCAGACCAGAAGAUAUCAGGGAUACUUUGCUGCCACAUUCCAGCACUCACACCAAUGUCCGAACCAAGAGGUCUAAAAACUCAGCCAACCAGUCAAGAAGACAAGGUUGUUCGCUGGGCACCUGCACAGUGCAUGACCUCGCACACCGCCUGCACCAACUCAACAACAAGUUGAAGAUCGGGAGCGCCCCUGUUGACAAGAUCAGCCCUCAGGGAUACGGCCGGAGGCGUCGGUCUCUCCCAGCGCACAGAGUCACACUGAGGCUAGAGCAGGGCAGGCUGAGGCCCGUGUGGAGCAUAAAUGAGUCACAAGUUCACAAGCUUGAGGCUCUCCUCAGACGGACAUGAGCGGGAUUUUGCAAGAAGAGUUGGGAACAAAAGCGAGGGAGUUAGUGUGCUCUCUCUGUUCUAAAAUUCUCAAAAUGCCUCAGACUUCUGCCAAGUAUUUCCCGGCACAUUUUUUUCUAGGCAUGAGAACUGAGUCAGAGCAAGACUGGCUGCACUGAGUUUCUCUAGAGGCUGAAUCUUGCAGCUCAGCAAUGCCGAGCGUGCAAACAACUGCAGCUGGCGCACAGACACUGGAUGGCACGGCGUGGAGAGAACUACAGGUGCUGCUCUCUGCUUGGCAGGGGGAAAGGAAGAGUGCUAUUAGCUGGCAAAGUGGACACAUCCUCUGGCUUAAAGAGGGAACUCUCUUCUAACAUUCUGGGACUUUACACAUUUCUUCCUCAAGGCCAGGACUUUGAUAAGUGCUAUCCUCUAAGGAUUAUACCACCAUGUUCCAAACUGUCAGUACUUGCCUGCACUUUUCCAUUUGGACUUAAAGUCGAAUGAAUCAUCAGGAAAAGACAUCUUCAUCACAAUGCCAAACAGGAAGAUAGGCUACAGAGCUCUGAAGCUCUCAGUUUAUAUCAAGUUUUGGACACUGUAUAAGGGAUUCUGUGAGCUAUGUGCCAGUCCACAAUGGAUUGAAAUAUACUUGAAAUUGUUGUUGUUUGUACAAAAACAUGUGCAAUCUAUAUUUGUUUUUAUUGCAGGUAUAUGUAUAUAUGAAUUCCUUUAUUUAAAUAUUAUAUAGAGGUUACAUUAAAGUACUUAUGCAGAUAGAACUAUUUUUGUACAGGAAGAAAUAUAUAUAUGGGCAUUGUAGCUAAGUGUCAUUAUUCUUUUGCAAACUGUGGUAAUAGGAUAUGUGUUUUAUAUGUAUAUUAUAUAUUUGUAAAUGUGUUCUAUUUUAUUUGUUUCAAAGCAAUUACAUUGUUAUUCAAUAAACAUUU